Messenger RNA from Sorghum bicolor (sorghum), 339 nucleotides. Its product is annotated as antimicrobial peptide 1. The record is from RefSeq and is a predicted model, not a curated record. The transcript has a single exon. Lineage: Eukaryota; Viridiplantae; Streptophyta; Magnoliopsida; Poales; Poaceae. Gene Ontology annotation, biological process: defense response; negative regulation of growth. The coding region runs from base 1 to 339 and encodes 112 amino acids.
AUGGCCGGAAAAUGCAGAGCGAUUCCCACGGUGCCAAUAAUAAUGGCCAUCGCCGUCGUGAUGGCGGUGGCCGUGACAGGCGUCGUGGCGAAGGACUCGUCGGGUCCCCUGAGCUCCCUCACGACGUGGAGCGGGGCAGACUGCUCGGGGGACACGUCAACCAUCGGGGCGUGCGGGUGCACCGACCUCGUGUUCUAUGCCGGGCAAGAGUUCUACUACCGUGGCCAGACGGCUACGCUCUACACCGGGACUGGCUGCGCCGGCACGCCAUACCAGGUGUUCGAGGACACCCAGGCGUGUGGCGACUUUGGGUGGCGCAGUAUCAACAUCCACUGCUGA